AUGACGCCUGUAGUCUUUGUCUUGUGUGUAUCAAGCAGCAACUCCCACAAUCGCCAGCCAGCCAGCCAGCUAAGAGCCCGCGCUUGGAUAUCAAAGACCAGAGCCCACGCCACGCACCACGUAACAUGCAAGCAAGUCCAGAACUAUUACUUACUUCCUAUGCAGUUGGGCCGAACCAGCAGCCAACUUCCCUGCCUGUUUGCUUGCCUGCCUGCCUCCCUCACCGGCAAGUUCCCUCCCCAUGAUUCUCAAAAGCGAGGUUUCGAGUUCCGCCACAAAGCCCACCUCCCCCGUCGCCCCCCUUCCUCUCCACCCUCCCACGUGAAAUGCAAGCCCACUGCAGCUCCCCCUCGCACUCCGGCCAGUCACAUACGGUAUCGAACCGUAAAAUGUCCUCGUAUGUAG
Molecule: messenger RNA, 405 nt
Organism: Purpureocillium lilacinum
Lineage: Eukaryota; Fungi; Ascomycota; Sordariomycetes; Hypocreales; Ophiocordycipitaceae
Source: RefSeq, a predicted model, not a curated record